UUAAUCGCUUCCUGGAUAGCAGCAGGUACUUUUGCAGUUAGUUGGUCUCCAGUUAUCAGUUGUUUGUAUUGGUCAAAUUCUUAAAGCAUUGCAGAGGAAUGAAGUCCCUAUUUUAGCAGCUGGUGUCUGUUGGAAUCAGCAGGAGUAAGCUGUGUAACUGGUGGAUUAGAUGUCUGCCCACGGGGCUGUAGUCAGCAGCCUGUGACAGUAUUGAGAGAGGAAAAUGAAUUUAACACACGCAUUGCCUCAAUUUUUUUCAGAUGCUGGCCAGAAGAAGACCCCAGACAAGAAAGAUGGGCGACGAAUGUCUUUUCAAAAACCUAGAGGGACUCUUGAAUAUUCUGUGGAAUCAAAAGAUACUUUAAACAGUAUUGCCUUGAAAUUUGAUACAACACCCAAUGAACUGGUUCAAUUAAAUAAGCUUUUCUCGAGAGCAGUCGUUCCUGGACAGAUUUUGUAUGUUCCUGACCCAGACUACAUUUCUAGUGUGGACAGCUCCCCCUCUCUAAGUCCUGUAAGUCCCCUAUCACCUACAUCUUCGGAAGCAGAGCUUGACAAGGCUGCAGAUUCAGAUGGAGUCCAACAGAAGGAGUCAGCUGUUUCACCAGCGCAUGCAUGUGUUCGUCCUUCAAGAGUGGUAUCAUCUACCUCCGAAGAGGAGGAAGCAUUUACAGAGAAAUUUCUAAAAAUUAAUUGCAAGUACAUAACUAAUGGCAAGGGUACGGUCAAUGGUGUGCUGCUAGUGACGCCAAAUAAUAUAAUGUUUGAUCCUCAUAAAAUGGAUCCUCUGGUCCAAGAGAAUGGCUGUGAAGAAUAUGGCAUCAUGUGUCCAAUGGAAGAAGUGAUGUCAGCUGCUCUGUAUAAGGAAAUUGUGGACAGCAAAAUUAAGGAGUCAUUAAGCAUAGAUGUAGAACAGCUGUCAGUAAGAGAAUUUGGCCAUUCCAAGAAAGCUGCGAAGAGCAAUACAGAUGACACGGAUUCCAGGGUUCGGGACACGGGCAAUGACAGUGCUAGUACUGCCCCAAGAAGCACAGAGGAGUCUCUCUCAGAAGAUGUAUUCACAGAAUCAGAACUCUCUCCAAUACGUGAGGAACUUGUUUCCUCAGAUGAGCUUCGACAAGAUAAAUCUUCUGGAGCGUCAUCAGAAUCUGUCCAAACAAUAAACCAGACUAGUGCUGAAUGUUUAACAGUCAUUUCAGACUCAAAUGAAGCUGCCAGUGACUUAAAGCCCAGUGCUGAAGUGGUUGGAGAUGUUAAACCAUUUGGAACCCACUUAGGUUCAGAACAUGCUAAAAGGUCUAUAAAAGGGGGACAAGAACCUGGUGAAAAUACUGCAGAUGUCCUCCAGCAGUCUUUACAAAGAUCACAGGGUAGUGAGGAGCACAGCAAGGAGACAGAAGUCGCCAAGGAUCACAGUUCCUCAGUAGGAAAAAAAGCAGAUAAUGAGAUGGAAGAGGAAUGUCUGGGUUGCGAAGAUACUGCAGAUACCACAGACUCUAAAAAGCAAGAGACACCUAGCAAAAGAAAAGCAGUAGGAGAGCAAAGUCAAGACUCAACUUCAGAGGCAGAAGUUGAAGAACUCCGCAAGCUCUGGAAGACUCACACUAUGCAACAAACAAAGCAACAAAGAGAAAACAUGCACCAGGAUUCACAAAAAGAAAUCAGUCAGAAAGCUGUAUGUGUAGGAGAUGGGCGGUCAGAAGGUUCUUCUGUUGUGAAAGAAAAGAGACGGCAUCGUUCUCAUAAGUUUCUGUGUCUCAGGGUUGGAAAACCCAUGAGGAAAACAUUUGUUUCUCAAGCAAGUGCAACAAUGCAACAGUAUGCACAAAGGGACAAAAAACAUGAGUACUGGUUUGCUGUUCCACAAGAAAGGACAGAUCACUUGUAUGUCUUCUUUAUCCAGUGGAGUCCAGAAAUAUAUGCAGAAGAUACUGGGGAGUCUCUUCGGGAACCUGGAUUUAUAGUGGUAAAAAAGAAGGAAGAGCCUGAAACUAGUGAAGAAUCAAGUACUGAAGAUGCUGCUAAAGAAUGGGAGGUAGUGUCAGUGGCUGAGUAUCACCGCAGGAUCGAUGCUCUAAAUAGCGAAGAACUGCGCACACUCUGCAGACGUCUCCAGAUAACAACAAGAGAAGACACCAAUUCAAAACAGGCAACAAAUAUCAAAACAGACCUGGAGCCUGAAGCAUUCCGGCCAAAUCUUAGUGAUCCAAGUGAAUUACUACAGCCAGAACAAAUUGAAAAGCUCACAAAGUCUCUUCCACCACGGACUAUUGGCUACCCAUGGACUCUUGUCUACAGUACUGCAAAGCAUGGCAUGAGCUUGAAGACUUUGUAUCGGACAAUGAUGGGAUUAGACACACCUGUGCUGUUGGUCAUCAAAGACAGUGAUGGACAGGUUUUUGGUGCACUAGCAUCUGAACCGUUUAAAGUGAGUGAUGGCUUUUAUGGCACUGGGGAGACCUUUAUGUUCACUUUUUCUCCAGAUUUUGAGGUUUUUAAGUGGACAGGAGACAACAUGUUCUUCAUUAAAGGAGACAUGGACUCUCUUGCUUUUGGUGGAGGAGGAGGAGAGUUUGCUCUUUGGCUUGAUGGUGAUCUCUACCACGGAAGAAGUCAUUCAUGCAAAACAUUUGGGAAUCACACUCUUUCUAAGCGAGAAGACUUCACUAUUCAAGACAUAGAAAUAUGGGCUUUUGAAUAAGUAUUUCGCUAUUUCUACAGGUUAUUGUCCCAAACCUGACAUGAAUCAGUGCAGCUUAAAAAUCCCUAGGAGCAAUAUAAUGUAUUUUACUUAUCUGGUUUUUUUGGUUUUUUUUUUCUAAUUUUUCAGUGUGGCCGUUAGUUUUUAUUUUUAAAUAGCUCUUUCAUGCUCUUGCAUCUGUAAUAUACUAUCAUACUUUUUCUAAGCUGUAGACUCUUUUACAAAAUAUUGAUCUUGUGGACUAAAAGUUAACAUUAGUUACUUUGCAUCUUGUGGCCUGCAAAAUUUUCUUAUCUGUAUUACUGUUGCCUCCCAGGUUUCCCACACACACCUUUCCUGCAAUCCUGCUAGGGGGCUGCUUCAUUGAAUAUUAUUUUUGUAUUCAAAUUAUGUCUAUGAAUGAAGUUGCCCUCUGUGAACCUCUGAGAAAGCUGCGUGUGGGUAUUUGGCAGCAGCACUGCAGAGCUUGGUCCAGACCCAUGAUGGGUUAUUCAAGUGGUGCCACAAAUGGGUGAGAAGCUGAGCAUUCCUUCUUAAUGCAUCCCAGUACACACCUGCUGUAGUUAGAAGAUAUCCAAAGUCACCAGUGCCACUUGUCUUGUUUCUUGUUCAUGUGUAGAAAAAAGUCAGUUAAUAUGUGUUGUAGCUGCAUGCUGAUUGUAUUUAAAGAGUGCUUUGCACAUGCUGUUAAUGAUCCGCAGGUUUGGGACAAAUACUGACAAUAUUGAGCUAAGUGGCAAAGACUACAAAAUAGCAAGUGAAUGUAAGAAUAUGAUAGUUCCAAAAAAUUAAAAGGCUAAAGCAAGUAAAACUCAGUGAACAAUUUGUAGCUAUAGUGGGGCAUUAAAAGUACAGAAACAGAUGCAUCUUUCUUCAACAUAAAGUGUCAGAUAUAUACUGUUAUACUGUUGUAGCCGUGUAGCACAUCAGCUCCAAGAAUAUAGCUUAUUCCUGUCCAAAGAAAAAUAUUAUUUGUGAUGUUUUUGAGUGGGUCUAUGUUGUAAAUUUACAAUUAGCACCAGCUCUGAUUAAAAUGACAUCAUGUAUCAUAGGUAGACAAUAUUGUAAUUCAGUAGACUUGUGGAAUAUGCAAAUUUACUGUCAUGUGACCUCAAAAAAUAAAUGACAGGCUAGAAUACAGUUCCAGUAGCUCUUGUCCACUUUUGUAGGAAACUUGAUAAGCCAUUGUGGCAAUAACAGAUCUCAAAACUGUUUGUUUCAAAGCUUUUAUUCUAUGUUCUGCAAAAAAAAAAACCAAAAAACAAAAAAAAAAACAAAAAACAAAAAAAUUGCUGUUAAGUGUGACAGUGACUGACUUUGUGCUGAAAUUUCAGCUAUUUCAGACAAACAUUGUAUAUUUUCUUGUAAAUUAAUGUUUAAAGUAGUUUUGUUAUUAUAGAAAAGUGUUGAUCGACGGGUUGCUUAUAGCACUUUAAAUUAUUCUAGAAAUGGAAUAAAAGCCAAGUGGGUUGGCUUACAUAGAUGUAGUUGUAUAUUUCAAAAUAUUUACAUUUCUGGAAAGUUAAAAAAACUUAUUUGAAGACAGCUUAUUGCUAUGGUAACAAGAAAGGGCAGAUGUUUCUUCUAUAAUAUGCUAAUGCUCAAUAUGAAUAGAAAAACAGGGCUUUGUUUCCUGUCUCUAUGUAUAUCUCUUUAUCCUUAUUAGAACUUAGUACAAUGUGUAGAGUAAAUGUUUACAAAAAAAGGAACUGUAAAUAAAUUGAAAUGGCUUUUCUCCCCUUUGGUCUUCCACAGCAGUAUUAUUGUCUUCGUGGAGUUACAACUGAUUAUUACAACAAAAAAAAAAUCCUGUGAUGGAUUUCCAGUACUAUAAGCUCACAGUGAUGUAUAGCAAAUAAAUCUAAAUAUAUGUAAAAAUAAAAUUGAGUUGGAGUUUAUUUAGAAGGUGGAGUUUGUGGAAGCACAAAUGCCAUUUUUUGCUGUUCAUUUAACAACUGAAUGUAUAGGAUGCAUUUUCUCAUCUUUUUUGGCAUUUCUGAGACUUUUUAAAGCCCAGUGGGAAACAAUGGGAAUGAAAUAGAUCUUUGACCAUUUUGAAGAGGGAGAGGGGCAAAGUCUGAGAUCAUCCUUGCUGACAAAAUCAUUAUUUCAACUGCAGAGUCUCUAUCCUGAGCUCAUAUUGCAAAUAAAGCAUAUUUUAGUUUUUUUAGAGGGUGGUGUGAAGAAUUUUAAGAAUUAUACUUUUAAGAAUUAAAUGAAAGCGCACAAAUAUCUUUAGUCGCUGAAUGUUUCCAAGUGUUGGACCAGCCUCCGAAAAGCAAAUAGGAAGCAAAAAAGUGGAAGUCAAAGAUGGUGUUUAGUAAGCAGUACAGUAGCAAUCAUGCUUCCAAAGUGCUAAGUUAGUUAAGGAAUAGAAGGACAUUUGAUGUAAAGCAUAAGUGACUGUGGCAACACUUGGUGAAGCAACUGGCUGUGUAAGGGAUCUGUAGAAAGUAGCAUAUGUCUAUUUAAACAAGACGAUGAAUUUUAUUACCAGAAGUAAUUUCUGUAUGACACACAUAAAAGGCACUGUCCUGAUGUCCCCUCUGCCUUCAAUUCAUUAUCCUUUUUCUGCAGUACAAUUCAUUUCCAUCUUCCUGGCACGGUUUGUUUCUGUGAUUGUAAAGCAUUGGGGUUUGACAUUCACUGAAGACUUAUGAGACCCAUUAUCUGGAGUUUGCUGCCAGAAGACUGUGUCUCAGCACACAGUACUUGGAUGGAUUCACUGAGUAAUUUGAUGUUUUAUUUGGGUACCUGGGAUCCAAACGUGGCAUUCUGCAAGUAAGAUCUCUUGGCUCUAAAUCCUGUCUGUAUUAGUUACGGCUUUUGUGCAAUCUGCAAAAAGGUCAUAAUUUAUGACAUACUGCUUGUGCUUGCAUCUUCCCACUCACCUGUUUAUAUUGCAUUAGAGUUAUUUCUUUGGUACAGAAAUUAGAAUGUCUGCAUAAAAUUUGCGCUUGGAAGAUGAGUAAGAACACUGGCUAUUCCUUCAGCUCCAAAUAAAAAAAUAAUGAUCUUGCAUUGUGCAUUGACUAUUUGAAUGUUAAAUCUCACUUUUAUGUUCUCACUUAAUAAAAGGACAG
Molecule: messenger RNA, 5784 nt
Organism: Cinclus cinclus
Lineage: Eukaryota; Metazoa; Chordata; Aves; Passeriformes; Cinclidae
Gene: OXR1
Product: oxidation resistance 1
Exons: 14
Coding region: 224-2701 (825 amino acids)
Biological process (GO): response to oxidative stress
Cellular component (GO): nucleus
Source: RefSeq, a predicted model, not a curated record